This is a messenger RNA of Labeo rohita (rohu), 4930 nucleotides long. Its product is annotated as B-cell lymphoma 6 protein homolog. The coding region runs from base 92 to 2746 and encodes 884 amino acids. The record is from RefSeq and is a predicted model, not a curated record. Lineage: Eukaryota; Metazoa; Chordata; Actinopteri; Cypriniformes; Cyprinidae. The transcript has 3 exons. Gene Ontology annotation, molecular function: DNA-binding transcription factor activity, RNA polymerase II-specific; RNA polymerase II cis-regulatory region sequence-specific DNA binding. Gene Ontology annotation, biological process: regulation of transcription by RNA polymerase II.
GGGUCGGGCCAGUCAGUGCCUGUGCGAGCUGACUCGUGGGAUUGAUGCCUUAGAUGAGUAGAAGGUCCUGACUGAUGGCAGCAGCAGAGACAUGGAAGUUGCUAUGCGCAAACAACAAACAUUGGACAGGAUAGGUGAGACCAUUCCACAUAUUAAGUGGACGGAUCUUACUGCCACCAAAGAUUGCCAAAUGUCUGUGGGUCAAGAGGAUGAGUUAUCAGAUGAGGGACUCUCAUUGAAGCCUGAAUCUAAGGACAAAAUGACCCCAGAUGCAUUUCUGGUUCCACCACAAGAAGUUAUUAAGGAUUACAGCAAGCAGAACUCACCAAAAAAUGAAUCAGACUCAGACCAGAUGAAUCUUCAUGAAAGCCAGACUGUGGAAUAUAAAUUAGUCACUUUUGAUGAGAACACAAGGAGUCUACCAACAAACAUGCAGCUGAUACCCAAGAUGGAGUCUGAUAAUGCUAGAACAGAUGCUUGUGAGGUAACAACCAAAGCUACAAACAUUGCUAACAUCUCAACCAAUGAUUUACUAGAGAUUAAGGUUCAGCGACAAUCUAUUUUAAAUGAAGGUUUCCAUAAUGACAAACUACCAUCACCUAGUGGAAGCAAUCACACUAGUAAGGAGUUGUGUGUUGAGAAUAAAACACUGGUUGCUGAUGUGGCUCAUGCAAGAGGGAGUAAACUUGAGAUGGACGUAAAUGCAAACAAAGAAAGAGUAGAAUGCAGUAAAGACUAUUUUGAAGAUUAUAAAACAAACAUUUUAUGUAACUUAAGAGAGGAGAGAUUUGAUGUCGGAAGGAACAUGGCAGUGACAAGUUCUUUGGGACAAUAUGAAGAAGACAUGGUAUUAGAUUUAAGCCUACCAAAAAAGAAAGACAGAAAUACAGAGAGGAAGUGUGAAUGGGUUGUAGACCCUGAAUAUGAAGGAUCACUUCAUAUGGAAGUUGAUGAAAUUGAGGAUGAGCCUCAACAUGAUGAAGUGGAGCAGGAGGAUGAUAAUGAAAUUUGCUGGAUUCCAUCAGUAAGCGAUGCUCAUACAUAUCUGCCACAGCAUUGGGAUGGACAUCUGUCCUCCUCUUCACCUGAAGCUAUGCCAACUGCAUCGUACCCCGACGUUACGACCCCAGAUCCGAUGGAUACACUACUUAUAGAUGACCAGGGCAUUCCUUACACACUCACCGCAGAUGGACAGAAAGUCCCACAAAUUGAUGAGGAGCUCUCUGAAGAAACAGCUCUAAGCCCAAGGCAAGCUGAAGAUAAGCCCUCUUCCGUUGCAGAAGUACAGGAUGUUGCAGAGUCCGGACUACCUAAUUCACUGUGUCCAAAUAUGUCUAUCGGUCAUGCCUCAGUGGACACCUCACAAGUUGCCCCAAAUGUGGAGCCAAAAUCUUUAUGUGGUUCUGAAGCUCCUGCUAAACCCUCCAUCAUACCUGCCAUGUCUGACUUGGCAUCAGUUCCCAUUCAGAUUGUGGCGAAUACUACAGGGUCAAACACUCCCAUUCUUCUUCUUCCUCCAUCUCAGCUUCAGUCUCUUUCCUCACCAGCCUCUAAAGCUAACCCAGGGCUAAUUACCCUUUCCUUACCGGUUCCUCUUAGUCAGAACACAACUCAGUCCUCCCCCAUGUUCCUAGUUUUGUCAUCUCCUCAGGUGUCCUCAACUCAGAGUUCGUCCUCGCCUGGGCAGUUAUCUCAAAUUUCCUCCUCUUCCACUGUUGCACUACCCUUAGCUACUUGUCCACUUGAUUUGGGAUCUACAUUAAGUUCACGUCCGUCACUUCUCAGCCUCAGCACGGUUUCCUCUGCCACAGCCACAGACAUCUCAGGACUGAAUAACCCUUCUAAUCUUCCUGCUAGCCCUACCUCAUCAACUGCUUCCUCUAGCACUUCCACAGUGACCUCUACAAGUCCAACCAAGCAAUUCAGCACUGAUGCCUAUUCCGACACAAUGGUGCCCACUUCCUUUCGGGAGGCCCUUCUCAGAUUGGCUGUGUCUGUGGAGAAGAAACAAGAAAACCAGCCUGAGACACAUUUGGUCACUACUCCUUCAUCGUGUUCUGAAGCCACCAAGCCGGAUUCCUCUGCCACAGUCUGUGAAAGUAAAAAUAACGAGACGGAGGUAAACUGUGAUGGUGAGACUGAGUCUACCUCGGUAGACCAAAUAGACUCAUUGGAUACCACUUCCUCCACCUCACCCAAUCGUCCCGUAUCACCCGGAAUUUCAAUCAAUGACCCAAAGAACCAAGCAUUAGGUCCUCGACGCAUUCUUUACUGUCAGUAUUGUCCACGGGUCUUCUAUUAUCUUUCGGACCUUGAACGCCAUUCCAUCACGCACUCCCAAAGCAAACCCCACGUAUGUCACCUCUGUGGCAAGGCGUUUAAAAGAUCAAGCCAUCUUGAGCGACACAAACACAUCCAUACAGGUCAGAGAAACUUUGUGUGCCAGCUUUGCCCAAGGCGUUUCCGUGAAUCAGGCGAACUAAUGAGGCACCAGAGAGUACACACCGGUGAGAAACCCUUUCAGUGCUUAAUCUGUCACAUGCGCUUCGCAGAGCGCAAUACACUGCGACGUCACACGAAGCGCAAGCACCAAGGCCAGCAGCUGGAGGCGAUGGACAUGAAGGCAAAGCCAGAAAGUGGAGGGAUUUCCCUUGCCAGUAUACAAGGAGAGUCAGAAGAGAAUGCGGAGUGGUACAGUUCAACAAUUCCUGAAAUGGAGUCUGACAGUGACACAGGGGGAGAAUGAACUGUGUGAGGUCAUGAACGAAUAGAUUUUCUUUCUUUUUUUUUUAAGUUUUAAGAAGCUAAGCAAAGCUGUAAAUACAUUUAAUUUAAUUUAUUUUGUAUUGAUAUAAUUCCUUCUCACUAUUUUGAUAUUAUAUUGUCUAUAUUUCAUUCCAUUAACUCUCGAGACCUUUACUGGUGAUGACUGAACCCGGCAAUAUUCGCUUCAGAUUCAUUCUAAUAAGCUACAGGUAUUGAGUUAGACCUCUUGAUGAAAUACAUUUGUUUAAAAUCUUCACCUUAAAAGUUUUUGAAUUGCCCUUAUUUGCUAGUUAUUUAUUGUUCUCAUUUCAGUUUUUGCAUACAGCAUCUUUCCUCAAGGGUGUGAUGUAGUUACUGUAAAAGACUAAGAGGCCCAUUGUUGUUAUUUAUAAUUUUCUGUUAUGAUCUCUUGAAGUCAAGGAAUGACCUAGAUUUGUGCAUCAGUAUAUCUCUAUAAUUCUAGGCCUACUAAUGACUGGGCCCACACAAAUUUUGCUGCCACAGAAUUGAAACAUACAUCAUUCUCAAAGUUCUACACCAGUGGUUCUCAACUCCAGUCCUCGGGGCCCACUGCUCUGCACAUUUUGUAUGUCUCCUUCAUUUAACGCACCUGAUUCAGAUCAUCACCUCAUUAGGAGAAAGAUCCAUGAACUGAGUGUGUCAGAUUCAGAAACAUACAAUAUGUGCAGAGCAGUGGCCCUCGAGGACUGGAGUUGAAAACCACAGUUCUACACAUCUUCCACUCCUUUCUUUGUGAUACUCCACCUGACCUGCAGAGGGCAGUAUAGAGUUGUGUCCUCUUUAAACUCUUUCAAACUUGCAUUGUACAAAUCUCCUGACCUGGCAUAUUCAUUGUUAUCUUUUACACCUUUGUUUUCUGAUGUUUUUAUUGACAUUCUUCAUCACCUGAUUAUAGAGUUUAGAAGUAAACACAUUGUAUCCAUCUGCUUUGUAGAACUCUCCAGAUUCCAUCCAAAAUGCAGAAAAAAACCCAACUGCAUCGGGGCUUCUCAUGACUCAGCUUUCAUAUUUCAGAACAUUUUGAGAUAUUAUGCAUCACAGAACAUCUUGCUCUGUGUUCAUUUUGGUUCCUCCCUCUUGGCUAUUUUUUUUUUUUUUUACAAAAGGGAGUAGUAUAGUCACCUUAUUUUUUGAACACUCUACUUUGUUCUUUUUCUUAAUAUUGAACUUGAUCUAUUUGGUUUAUAAACCUUUUGCCUUCUUCAAGGUCCUAUUUCAUUUGAUCAUUCAAAGAAGGUUUUACUUCUCUUGAUCGCUUGUCAGAGCUGUUACAAAUCAUUACAGAAAGUCUGAAUUAGAAAUUCAAGUUAAUUUGCGCAUAUGUACUUUGUGAUAUAAAUGAAUUAUUUAAAAUAAGUUUUCACUGUCAUAGGUACAGCGAUACAUUGUUUGGUGCUCUUGCACAAUUCAAAUGAAUCUUGAUGAGCUAACAUUUCAAGGUUUGAAUGUUCCAGUUCUCCUUUUGAUAACUUAUGCAGCUUGAAAAAAAUCCUUGCUUGAAAAAAGGUUUAAAGGUUUAGACCCUGCUGAUUAAUUCUGUUUAUGUAAUUUGUCAUGUAAAUAAGCAAACAUCAUGCACGGACCGGACACCUUGGGCUAAUCUAAAGUUCUGUUGGUUAAAUUUCAGAUUUGAUUAAGAAUCUGAAUAUUUGCACACACUAAUUAAAGCUUGUCAAGCCCUUCUGUUUUCCAGUGGUUCUCACGCAUAAUUAACUUUGCUUUAGGCUCACGGCAGCACAUAUUCUGCAUGCGGUGGGAGUGUGUCCAGCUGCUGAACGAUAUCACUAAAUUUGGUUUGCACAGUUGUUUACUUAUUACUUCAUUCAUACACAGAUUGGUUUAGUGUAUUUAUUAAGCUCAUUUCACAGUAGAUUUACCACGUUUUAAAAAUAUUUGGUUCCUUCUUACAGUUUAAUGAUGAAUGCUCAGAGUGUGUUUUAACUAACUAAAAACAAUCUUGCACCAAUGAGAACUAUUUAUUUAUGGUGGAAAUGUAUAUAUUUGAAAUGGCGUGUUAUGUCACAGAACACUUAUAUAUUUAAUACACAAUUUAAAAACAAGACUGCAGAUAUUUAAACAGCCUAAUUUCUGUAACCUGUGUCACAGGAUUUUGAAUAAAAUGAAUCAAAUUCAAAUGCUUCGA